Messenger RNA from Aphanomyces invadans, 1048 nucleotides. RefSeq lists its product as hypothetical. The transcript has a single exon. Lineage: Eukaryota; Oomycota; Saprolegniomycetes; Saprolegniales; Verrucalvaceae. Bases 25 to 984 code for a protein of 319 amino acids. The record is from RefSeq and is a predicted model, not a curated record.
AUUGGUUUGGACUGGUCGUGGUGGAUGUGUUGCCGGUCGUUGGCAUCGUGGCGGGGGCGAGACUCCCACGUCCCCAUGGGAAGGUCGAGCCGUUGGCGGCGCCCUCGCACGCGACUCGAUGAAGGCUGCCGCCAUGAAUCGAUUGUAUUGAUGGUGCUGCGUCUCGGGGGGGGGGCACCUCGGUGGGGCUGCCGUGAUGCUCACAUGCCCGUCUGUGUCGAGCAAAGACCAGUCGUCCGCGGCUCAUUCUGCCUCGAGCCCCUACAUCCUUGGCGCAGGCUCGUCAAAAUCAGGCGGGUGACUCGACGACGCACGGCGAUUUUCUCAGAGGUGACACAUCCCACGAACAACGACCUGGCGGCACUGGACCACCGGCUAGCCACCAUGCACCCGGCGCCACCGACCCGACACAAUUCAAAUUCAAGCAUGGUGGUCAAAGCCGGCAUCCUCUACAAGUACAACUCGCCGCUGCUGUGGUGGCGGCCGCGAUGGACAGCACAUGUGUACACGUUGUCCCAGCACGACCUCCAGGCGUGCGACAUCGUCACUGGCAAGGUCGUGGCCGUCGUGCCACUGGCAAACUGCCGGCUCACGCACUGGUGCACCGAACGACACCGAGACAUCGAGUGGUUCGACCUGGGGCGGCCGCGCCGUCAUCUCGACGACGGGUUGGUGUGGCGCCUCCGUUUACAGAACACCAAGAAGCCAUGGGCCACCGUCCACCUGGCCGUCGCGACCGAGCGCGACGCCAUCGAGUGGAUGGAGGCCCUCCAGGCCAUCCCCACCGUGACCACCCUUGAAAACGACUCAGCGUCGACGACGGCAUCGGCGGCAGCUUCGUCGACAACCCACAGAGCCACGAUCUCGGGCACGAGAAGCUCUACCGUCUUGCUCAAGAGCGCCAUCAACCACAGCCUGCAGCAGUACGAUCAAGAGCCAGACCGAUGGCCACCGACUAGGAUUCGAACGUCCAAGAAGUGUUAAAUGUGACCAUACCGACUUGCCGAGGUCGCCACGUGCCCUCCGUUCGCUCGGUGCGUGUGGUGUG